Branchiostoma belcheri (Belcher's lancelet) is the source of this 852-nucleotide messenger RNA. RefSeq lists its product as uncharacterized. The record is from RefSeq and is a predicted model, not a curated record. Bases 90 to 851 code for a protein of 253 amino acids. NCBI's taxonomy places the organism in Eukaryota, Metazoa, Chordata, Leptocardii, Amphioxiformes, Branchiostomatidae. The transcript is spliced from 4 exons.
CACAUCGGGCCACAACAGACAUACCUGCACCCUCUCUCUGGACUUCUUUUCAUAUCAAGAGGACGGGACUCGAACAUCGUUGCCCAUAUAUGGCGUGCGGUCGCUACAGUGAGCACUAUGCCAACUCCGUCCGCCUGGCGGCGCUUCUGAUCAAGAAAGGGACGCCGACUCUCCUUUCUUACUUGUUGGACAACUUACCAAGGUGUGAUGAUUACGACAACCCCUGCCUGCCAUGCACACACGAGUUCAGAACUCACCACCUGAGACACGUGCUGCAGCUGUACAGCCCUCUGCUCAAGCACCUGCGCUUCGGUACAGGUGGUUAUCAGAAAGUCCUGGGUCAGCAGGAGUAUGAGCAGCUGUACCCGCUGUCAGGGAUCCCCUGUAACCCCCAUCUCUUCAGCUUCACCCUGCUCUUCACCCUCAUCCGGCAUCUCUGCGGGCCGCGGGACGCCGGCUGGCCGGGGUGGGACCGCGCCCCCCUCAUCACCGAGAAGUCCCCGGAGUACGACGUGAUCCGGCUGAGGCAGUUCCGGGACGUCCUGUACUCGCACCUCCCGCGGGGCGACGUGCGCGGGCCGGUCUUCGCGAAGUGGUGGACGUACCUGUCCGCCGUGCUGAUCCGGCUGGGGCUGAGGGAGGCGGAGAUCGAGAGGUUCAGGCUGGAGGUGGAAGUCGUGGACGAGGACACGGUAAAGUUUCUCGCGGAGAUGCAGAGGCAGUACCGGGAGGAGAGGGAGACCCCUGCGUGUGAGAAGGAUUACGCAAACAUCGACGUGAGGCUGAAGCCUGCGGAGGAUGGGGAAAUAGACAGGGUUUUCGACAGCGCGAGAUACACCGGACGAUACUGAU